Messenger RNA from Linnemannia hyalina, 972 nucleotides. NCBI's taxonomy places the organism in Eukaryota, Fungi, Mortierellomycota, Mortierellomycetes, Mortierellales, Mortierellaceae. The record is from the annotation of a GenBank genome assembly.
AUGGUCGUCUCUACACACAACGUUCUCCGUGUCGGCUUUGUCCCGGAACACUUCUCAUCCCCUCUGCACAUGGCCGUCGAGCUGGGCUACUUUGAGAAGGAGGGUGUCGUUGUCGAGCGGGUGUGCUGUCCUAGUGGCACAGGAGAGAUGACGGCUAAACUCAUUGACGGAUCACUCGAUGUCGCCAUCGCACUCACAGAAGGGCUCUUGGCCGGCAUUGCAAAGGGCCAUGACGCCUACAAAAUCGUUGGCACCUAUGUCGAGUCCCCACUCUGCUGGGCAAUUUCGGUCGGUCAGGAUUCACGCCACACCGAUCGCAAGAGUCUUCGGAACGGCACAAUCGGCAUCUCGAGGAUCGGCAGUGGAAGUCAUAUCAUCCCCUACGUCCUUGCAGAUCAGGAAGGCUGGCUCAAGGGCGCCUCUCCUGCAGACCCUGAAUACAAGGCACCCUUUGAGUUCAAGGUCCUCAACACCUUCCAGAACAUGAGGGAUUCUGUUAACGAUGGAUCUUCAGAUGCCUUCCUCUGGGAGAAGUUCACCACCAAGCCAUACCACGAUUCAAAGGAAGUCCGCUCGGUCGACGUGAUCACCCCACCCUGGCCUGCCUUCAUGAUCGCAGCCUCGACCCGCCAUCUCCCCACCAUCGCCGACCCCACCCGCCAAUCCGUCCUCGCCCGAUUCCUCAAAGCCCUCACCAAAUCAACCCAAUUCUUCGUGGCACCCGAGAACUACGAGAGUUCGAUCGCAUUCGUACAGGAAAAGAUGUCGUAUGAUCGUCAGGAUGUUCAGGAUUGGUUCAAGGGGGUGAAGUACCCUGUCGAAGGAGGGUGUGAUCAGAUUAGUGAGGAGGCUCUUAUGCACUGUGAAAAGACGUUGGUGGAGGUCGGCGUUAUUCAGAAGGGCCAGGAGGCGGAUGUUAAGGAGCGAUUGAGGACCAAGUAUGUCAACACUAAUGUCGCCCAGCUUAUUUAA